AUGUUGUUCGGAUCCAAAGAAGAGCCAGCAAUGGCCGAAGUGCUUGACCAGCAAAUUCGCAGGCCAUCCAAUGCGGAGGCCAUGAAGAACCAGCAUCGCAAGAGCGUCUCGAACAAAGGCCUGACAGGUGCUUCUGCUCUCACUGUCAGGCAGUCUAUCCUUCCCAUUACCUUGGUCACCAUCCUCUUCUUCCUCUGGGGGUUUGCCUACGGUCUCCUCGACGUUCUCAAUGCCAAGUUUCAGACCUCCCUCAACAUCACCGCUGCUAAGGCCGGUGGCCUUCAGGGUGCUUACUUUGGCGCAUACCUCAUCGGUCCUCCAACGUACAGUGGCUGGUUCGUUCGCAAAUUCGGAUAUCGCUAUACCUUCAUGCUUGGACUUACCAUCUACGGCGUCGGCGCACUGAUGUUCUGGCCUUCAGCUGUGAAGAGGUCUUUCGCUGGCUUCUGUGGCUCGCUCUUCAUUGUCGGCUCCGGUCUCUCAACGCUCGAAACAUCCGCCAACCCCUUCAUUGCCACCUGCGGUCCUCCCAGGCUUUCCGAGUUCCGUCUCGAACUGUCUCAGUCCUUCCAAGCAAUCGGCUCAGUCAUGGCACCAUUGCUAGCCUCCCGAGUCUUCUUCAAGCAAACAGAUCCCCAUGAUCUCACAAAUGUUCAGUGGACCUAUCUCGGCAUCGCCGUCUUCGUCUUCUGCCUGGCUGUCGUGUUCUACUUCUCACCCAUUCCUGAGGUCACGGACGCAGAUAUGGCGCUGCAAGGCGAGCAAUCAUCAGGUCUGACCGGCUACGCAGACAAGCCUCUAAGCAAACAAUACAAGCUGUUUUUCGGAGUUGCAGCCCAGUUUUGCUAUGUUGGCGCCCAAGUCGCCGUCGCAUCGCAAUUCAUCAAGUAUUCGGUCGAAAGCGCAGGCAUUUCGGACUCAGAGGGAAGUGAUCGCUACGCCAUUGGUCAAGGUCUCUUCGCAAUCGGACGUUUUGCUGCAGCCGGCGCUAUGAUGGUCAUGAAGCCCCGUUGGAUUCUUAUGGGUUUCAUGACAGGUGUGAUGGUCUUCAUCGCGGCUGCCAUGGGCGCAAAAGGUGAAGGAGGUGUCGCGGUUCUUUCUAUCGUCCUCUUCUUCGAAUCUUGUGUCUUCCCCACAAUCUUCACUCUGGCGAUCCGCGGUCUCGGUCGACACACCAAGCGUGGCUCCUCCUGGAUUGUGGCCUCCGUCAGCGGCGGCGCACUCUUCCCGUCUCUUACUGGGCUGGUCGCGGAUCACAAGGGAUAUCACAUUGCUAUGUGCGUUCCGCUUGUGGGCUUCUUUGUUGCCUUCGCUUUCCCGAUCUAUCUUAACACGUUGUGUGCGAAGGAAUUGGAUGGGUUCCGUGAGACGAAGAUUGGGUAUCAUGACCAAGAUGGAACUAUUGGUGAUAUCGUGCAUGAGGAGCGCAGAGCAUCGGUUGUCAGCUCUGAUCCUGAAAAGGGCGCUUUCUCGAAGGAGUACUCCGUAUGA
Bacidia gigantensis is the source of this 1491-nucleotide messenger RNA. RefSeq lists its product as uncharacterized. Gene Ontology annotation, biological process: transmembrane transport. Lineage: Eukaryota; Fungi; Ascomycota; Lecanoromycetes; Lecanorales; Ramalinaceae. Bases 1 to 1491 code for a protein of 496 amino acids. The record is from RefSeq and is a predicted model, not a curated record. The transcript has a single exon. Gene Ontology annotation, molecular function: transmembrane transporter activity.